Messenger RNA from Talaromyces rugulosus, 1314 nucleotides. RefSeq lists its product as uncharacterized. NCBI's taxonomy places the organism in Eukaryota, Fungi, Ascomycota, Eurotiomycetes, Eurotiales, Trichocomaceae. Gene Ontology annotation, molecular function: cysteine-type endopeptidase activity. The coding region runs from base 1 to 1314 and encodes 437 amino acids. The record is from RefSeq and is a predicted model, not a curated record. Gene Ontology annotation, biological process: proteolysis. The transcript is spliced from 9 exons.
AUGGCAACACCCACCAACAACAUCCACAUCCGCACGCUUUUGCGCAUGCUAGUCCACAGCCACGGCCUGUUCCGCAUCCGAAUCAGCAUUCCCAUCCGAGUUUGCACUCGAGACCCUAUUACUCCGGCUCGCCACUGCCGCCACCGUCGCAUCCCCCUGGGCUGCCACCUAGACAAGCGACAUUCCCGUAAGCCAAUCCCGACACCAUACAACCACCACAACCUCACUCGGCCUUUCCGUGCUCAGACCGAUCCUCACCAUCUGCCCCCUCCGACGCCGCCUCGGCCCAGUCCGGCUCCCUCGUACCGCCAGCAUAGUUCGUCGGUCACAGCGCUCCCGCUACCACCGCCGCCGCCACAGCUUCCGCAAGCCUUUGGGCACGGUGCUCCCGCUAGCUACCAGUUCCAGUAUUCCAACUGUUCCGGACGCCGGAAAGCCUUGCUGGUAGGCAUCAACUAUUUCGGCCAGUCCAAUCAGCUCAGAGGAUGCAUCAACGAUGUGACGCAAAUGUCCAUUUUCUUGAACGAAGUGUACGGGUACCGCCGGGAAGACAUGGUCAUCCUGACGGAUGACCAGCAGAACCCGAUGAGCCAGCCAACCAAGGCCAACAUUAUCCGGGCAAUGCAUUGGCUAGUCAGGGAUGCCAUGCCAAAUGAUUCGCUUUUUAUCCAUUUCUCGGGACAUGGUGGUCGAACACCCGAUCUCGAUGGAGAUGAGGACGAUGGAUUCGACGAUGUAAUUUACCCGGUCGAUUACAAAAUCGCCGGGCAUAUCGUAGACGAUGACAUGCAUGACAUAAUGGUCAAACCUUUGCGCCCAGGUGUCCGUCUCACGGCUGUUUUCGAUUCCUGCCAUUCUGGAACCGCAUUGGAUCUUCCUUUUAUCUACUCCACCCAGGGUAUAUUGAAAGAACCAAACCUAGCCAAGGAAGCAGCCCAAGAUCUUUUUAGCGCUUUCAGUGCGUAUGAAAAGGGCGACUUGGGCGGCGUCGCCACGACGGCAAUCGGAUUCUUCAAAAAGGCAACUAUAGGAGGGUCGGCGCGCGAGCGAAGCCUCAUGACCAAGACGUCCCCGGCGGACGUGACCAUGUUUUCUGGGUCAAAAGACUCGCAGACAUCGGCGGAUACCUUCCAAGGCGGCCAGGCGCGCGGAGCCUUGAGCUGGGCGUUCAUCGAGUCUCUGAAAAAGUACCCAAAUCAGAGCUACCUGCAGUUGCUCAAUACAAUCCGAGCAAGACUCGAGAAGAAAUACUCGCAGAAACCGCAGCUGAGCUGCAGCCAUCCGCUGGAUGUAAAUUUACUCUUUGUCAUGUAA